AUGACGGCCCAGAACGACCGCGGAGACGUCGAGGCCGUCCUCCGGCAGGCCGGUGCCGAGGUCGAGGCCAUCCUCCCGCGGCGCGGUGCCCGCACGAACAGGUCCACCCGCCCGAACUUGAGCCCCGCGGCCUUUCCGAGUAACGGCAGCCAGCGCUCCGGGGCCAGCUCGGCAGCCAGCCGGUUGCUGGACAGCUCGGUGGGCAGCGCGUCGUUGGCUUCGCGCUCUUUGGAGAGUCUGAGCGUUGACGACGCCCAGGUGGAUCUCCACUCGGGGAUGCGGCUGUGCUGCGCCGCUGCUUCGGGGAGCAGAGAGCUUGUGCAGCAACUGCUCGCCAAUGGCGUCAGCGUCAAUGCGGAGGAUUAUUGCGGCCGCGUCGCCCUGCACAUCGUUGCCGCGUAUGGGCACGAGGCUGUUGCACAAGACCUACUGUCGUCCCAGGCUGACGUCGAUCGCAAAGACCAUUUUGGAAAUAGCCCGCUGUCUGACGCCGUCAGACACAAUCAGGAGCAUGUUGCUGCUCUGUUGCUUCGGGCGCGGCAUGUGGGGUCUUUACGUGGUGGGAGUCGCGGGAAAGGUACUCCUCAAGUAGAACCUAAGGGCUCGGAGGUCGGUGGCAGCGAGAUGGGCUGGAUGGUAUCACCUGAUGAGGUCCGCUUUGGAUCGAUAUUGCAUACGACAUUAAAGAGCGUAGUCUACGAUGCAGAGUGGAGGGGAGUCAAAGUGGUGGCCAAGAAGGUGAUACGACAUAGUCAGUGUGAGAGUGACGAGCCUGUCGCGAAGGAGACGCUCCGCGAGAUCUGCCUCCUCUCGUCAUUUCGGCAUCCGGAUCUGGUGAUGUUCCUCGGGGCUUGCCUAUUCACUCCGCAGCCAUUUUUCAUCAUGGAGUUCAUGGAUGGUGGAGAUCUUGAUUUUCACUUUGCACAGAAGGCCAGCAGCAGACACAACCGACCGUACCGUGUGGGCAUGGAUGUGCUACUUAAGUGGUCAAGUGCAGUGGCUCGGGCAUUGAAUUAUCGGAGACCGGCAGUCCGAAAGUCGUCCACAGGGACCUAA
Prorocentrum cordatum is the source of this 1056-nucleotide messenger RNA. Lineage: Eukaryota; Dinophyceae; Prorocentrales; Prorocentraceae. The record is from the annotation of a GenBank genome assembly.